Messenger RNA from Engraulis encrasicolus (European anchovy), 1490 nucleotides. It is a transcript of the gene actr2a, whose product is annotated as actin related protein 2a. Gene Ontology annotation, biological process: Arp2/3 complex-mediated actin nucleation. NCBI's taxonomy places the organism in Eukaryota, Metazoa, Chordata, Actinopteri, Clupeiformes, Engraulidae. Gene Ontology annotation, cellular component: actin cortical patch; Arp2/3 protein complex. The transcript is spliced from 9 exons. Gene Ontology annotation, molecular function: actin filament binding. The record is from RefSeq and is a predicted model, not a curated record. The coding region runs from base 111 to 1295 and encodes 394 amino acids.
UUCGCAACUGGAGAGGAUGUGAGAUUUCCGCUUCGCUCGCUCGCAGUCGCAGUCACAGACGAAGAAAGUUGUGCAGGGUUGGACUGCGGGUUUCAGGGAUCAGACGAGAAAUGGACAGCCAGGGAAGGAAAGUGGUGGUUUGCGACAACGGUACUGGGUUUGUGAAGUGUGGCUAUGCAGGCUCCAACUUUCCCGAGCACAUCUUCCCAGCGCUGGUGGGCAGGCCCAUCAUCCGCUCCACCGCCAAAGUGGGCAACAUCGAGAUCAAGGACCUGAUGGUGGGUGACGAGGCGUCUGAGCUGCGCUCCAUGCUGGAGGUGAACUACCCCAUGGAGAACGGCAUCGUGCGCAACUGGGACGACAUGAAGCACCUGUGGGACUACACCUUCGGGCCCGACAAGCUCAACCUGGAGGCCCGCGGCUGCAAGAUCCUGCUCACCGAGCCGCCCAUGAACCCCACCAAGAACCGAGAGAAGAUCAUCGAGGUGAUGUUUGAGACGUAUCAGUUCGCUGGAGUUUACAUCGCUAUCCAGGCUGUUCUCACACUCUAUGCACAAGGUUUGCUGACGGGUGUGGUGGUUGACUCAGGUGACGGGGUGACUCACAUCUGUCCCGUAUACGAGGGCUUCUCACUGCCCCACCUCACACGACGACUGGACAUCGCCGGCAGGGAUAUCACACGCUACCUCAUCAAGCUGCUGCUGUUGCGUGGCUAUGCCUUCAACCACUCGGCCGACUUUGAGACGGUGCGCAUGAUGAAGGAGAAGCUGUGCUACGUGGGCUACAACAUCGAGCAGGAGCAGAAGCUAGCACUCGAGACCACCGUACUAGUGGAAUCAUACACGUUGCCUGAUGGGCGUGUGAUCAAGGUGGGUGGUGAGCGGUUCGAAGCCCCUGAAGCUCUGUUCCAGCCCCACCUGAUCAACGUGGAAGGGGUCGGAGUAGCAGAGUUGUUGUUUAACACCAUCAACGCAGCAGACAUCGAUACUAGGGCUGAGUUCUAUAAGCACAUAGUGCUGUCGGGUGGGUCCACCAUGUACCCUGGUCUGCCCUCUCGCCUGGAGAGGGAACUCAAACAGCUCUACCUGGAGCGGGUGCUGAAGGGAGACGUGGAGAAGCUGUCUAAAUUUAAGAUCCGUAUUGAGGACCCUCCUCGGCGGAAGCACAUGGUGUUCCUGGGCGGGGCCGUGCUGGCCGACAUCAUGAAGGACAAGGACAACUUCUGGCUGACGCGCGAGGAGUACGAGGAGAAGGGAGUACGCGUCCUGGAGAAACUAGGAGUCACCGUCAGAUAGACACACACACACACACACACACACACACACACACACACACACACACACACACACACACACACACACACACACACACACACACACACACACACACACACACACACACACAAGGAGAAGGGAGUACGCGUCCUGGAGAAACUAGGAGUCACCGUAAAUACACACACACACACACACACACACACACACACACACACA